AAACGCUCUAUCAUGUCCUCCCACUGUCCAUGAAGUCAAGCCAGCGGAGAGGCGCACAGAGCGGCACAUGGUCAAUAUAUGUUGUUAUUCUGAAUAGGGAUAACAAAUCAAUUACAGAAUAGGGAUAACCAAUCGAUAGGAGAAGGAACGUGGACAUUUCUCAGGAACCAUGGCAAAAAGCUGGGCAGCGUUGUUUUACCUCAUUAUUUUGUUGCAAGGGUGUCAGCUUCUGGUGAUGGCAGUGGACAGCACUGGCCCACCAAGUCCUGAAUCUCCAGGAAUCAUACAGCGCACUAGGGAUGCAUACCGGUCAGCGGUGGACAGGGCAAAGGACUUGGGAGAGCUGGCGUGGGGCUUUGCCGAGCUGUACUACGAGGACCACCUGAAGGGAAGCAUGGAGCCCUACUGGCCCACCUUCGACUACUCCUCAGCCUGGAGCCGGGUCAAGGCCAGAGUGCCGUGGCGUGGAUCAGACUAACUGCAUCCAGCCAGUGCCCCUUGUCCACACAAACCUCUAUCUGUCUAUCUCAAGUCAAGUCAAGUCAAUUGCUUUUAUUUUGUCACAUUCAUUUGACAUGCAGUGGCAUAACAAUGAAGGGGCCUUCUGCUCUGAAUAUGCACACAUCAAAAAAUAGAAAACAACAACAUAUGCAUAUGCCAUUAAAAGGAAAAGAUGACUUGCAUGUUAGAAAUAAGUCUAACCUACUAAUAAGUUUGCUAAAAUAAAGCUUUUGUGUUCUGUGGCACAUACUGUGGUGUGGAGUGAUAUAUCUGUCCAUCAGCUGUAUAGAACUGCCCUAUGACCUUCUGUGACAUCUGUUUUUUGAUUUUAUACAGUGCAGUUACUGAAUUGGUCAUGCAAUAAAUGUGUUGAUAUGAA
This is a messenger RNA of Engraulis encrasicolus (European anchovy), 880 nucleotides long. RefSeq names its product apolipoprotein C-IV (gene apoc4). The transcript has 3 exons. The record is from RefSeq and is a predicted model, not a curated record. The coding region runs from base 170 to 478 and encodes 102 amino acids. NCBI's taxonomy places the organism in Eukaryota, Metazoa, Chordata, Actinopteri, Clupeiformes, Engraulidae.